Kluyveromyces lactis is the source of this 1443-nucleotide messenger RNA. RefSeq lists its product as uncharacterized. The transcript has a single exon. Bases 1 to 1443 code for a protein of 480 amino acids. NCBI's taxonomy places the organism in Eukaryota, Fungi, Ascomycota, Saccharomycetes, Saccharomycetales, Saccharomycetaceae. Gene Ontology annotation, cellular component: outer membrane. The record is from RefSeq and is a predicted model, not a curated record.
AUGUCAUCUACCACUCUAUCAAAUCAAUUGCCAGACGGUUCAUGCAACAAGACUGUUUACUUUACCAAAGUUACAGUUGAUGGUGAUAAUCAAUUGUCUCCAGUUUCCGACGAUUUAUACCAAUCCAUCUUCAAUAGAAUCUUAGCAGACCCAUUGCAAAAGGUAGAUUCAGCUUUUAAAUCUUGCGAAGACAUCCAAAAGAAGCUCUUGUUUACAGGUUUAUUUCAAUCAGCUGAGAUAACUUUGGAUCAUGACGUUGACGUAAGAUCUUCACGUCUGUUGACUGAAAACGUCCCUAAGACCUUGGACAUUGAGUUACCAAUACCCACAAUUGCUCAGGUCAAAUUGGUUCCUGCUGUGUAUAACAAGGGAUCUUUAUCCACUACUACGAGAGACACCUACUCUUCUGCCGGUGCACGUUUAUUUUGGAUUAAUAAAUUCGGGAAUGCAGAAACAAUUAGCUUGCAAGGAGACGUCAAUUACACUCCAUUCAACGGGAAACUGGAUGAAAGAUUACUUGGAGCAAAAUUAGCGUUGCCAUUUCCCAAGAAUCCGUCUGUAAAAGCGGCAGUUUAUGCUAACCACACUUACUUGGACUUAUUCAAGCAACCCUUCAUCGGUGAAUCUGACGAACACAAACAGUCUCAAUUUGGAUUGUCUGCUGGUAUCGAAAAGAACUUCUUAUACAAUAAUAACAAAUCAGUAAUCGAGACUUUCAAUGGUAUGACUAUGGUCGCUCGCAAUAUCUAUGGGUUUGCCGAUGCAUUGGCAGUGUCGGAUUCUAUAAAACAAUUCCAGGGAACUUUUACUAAAUCAAGCUUCAUUUCGGAGUUGAAAUCAGAUUCAAGAGAAUUCUACAAUAGAUUCCCUGUAUCUGGAAAACGAGUACAAUUAUUCCAUGAGUACAUCUUAAGCCAAGGAUUUACAAACUCAAAACCACUACCUCACGAGUCCAACUUUGACAAGUUAUCGGUCUCCUACGAAACUCACAGGCCUUUUUUUAACACUAAACUUGUCACAUCAUUACAUUUAGAUGCCGGUGCAAUUUUCCCAUGGAAAAAUAAAUCGAAACCCCUUGUUCAUCUACUUGAUUCAUUCUAUUUAGGUGGUCCUAAGUCUUUGAAGGGUUUUGAAAGAAACUGUGUAGGCAAUCGUGGUGGGCUAUAUUUCUACAAAUUGGGGAUCAGUUCCUCAUUCAAACUUCCAAACACACCAAUAGACUCGCCAUUAAGAUUGCAAUCUUUCAUUAACUUCGGUGAUGUGUUGAAUAAUUGGAGAGACGCCAAUCUUGAGAGAAAGCCUGCAUUGAGUACAGGUAUUUCUUUGAUCUAUUCUGCAAGCUUUGCAAACUUGGACCUAUCUUACUCAUUGCCUUUACGCGUUAGAGACUACGACAUCGCCAAACCAGGCUUGACCUUCGGAUUAGACUUGUCAUUUUUCUAG